Molecule: messenger RNA, 2388 nt
Organism: Rhizopus microsporus ATCC 52813
Lineage: Eukaryota; Fungi; Mucoromycota; Mucoromycetes; Mucorales; Rhizopodaceae
Product: elongation factor G
Exons: 4
Coding region: 1-2388 (795 amino acids)
Biological process (GO): ribosome disassembly; mitochondrial translation
Cellular component (GO): mitochondrion
Molecular function (GO): translation elongation factor activity; GTP binding; GTPase activity
Source: RefSeq, a predicted model, not a curated record
AUGUAUCCAAGUGUAUUGACAUCUCUGCUUCGAUCAACAUGUCAUAAAAGAGCAUCGUCUUUGUUAAGAUAUCCAAAAUCAAUAACUCAUUUCAAAACAUUUGCUACAGAUGCCAAAGAUUUCACUAUACCAAAAACACGCAACAUUGGCAUUAUUGCGCACAUUGACGCAGGCAAAACAACGACAACGGAAAGAAUGCUUUAUUACGCAGGUGUCACCAAGCGUAUUGGAGAUAUUGACGAUGGCGACACAGUCAUGGAUUAUUUGGCUGCAGAAAGGGAGCGAGGCAUUACGAUCAAUAGUGCAGCAAUCACAUUUGGCUGGAAGGGCCACCGAAUCAAUUUGAUUGAUACACCUGGCCACGUCGACUUUACGAUGGAAGUAGAGCGUUCUGUCCGUGUCUUGGACGGUGCUGUCACCAUUCUUGAUGGUGUGGCUGGUGUUGAAGCUCAAACAGAGACAGUUUGGAAACAAGCAGACAAGUAUAAGAUCCCUCGAAUUGCAUUUAUCAAUAAGCUCGAUAGAACAGGUGCCGCAUUUGGACGAACGGUACGUGAGAUCUGGAAGAAACUGCUUACACGGCCACUCGUACUGCAAUUGCCAGUCAUGCAUGGGGAAGAUAGAGGGCUUAAGGCCGUUGCAGAUUUGGUAACAAUGGAAGUUAUCGAGUGGGAUCCCACGCAUGGUGAUGGAUCUGUGAUGCACCGUAAGCCAAUAGAGGAUUCUGUGCUUCUGGAAGAAGCUGUGCGUGGCCGAACCGCCUUAAUCGAAGCCUUGGCCGAGAUGGAUGAGAAGAUUAUUGACGCCUUCUUUGAUGAUGCGGGUGGAGAUCAUCUGGCAGUGACACCUGAGGCGAUCAAGGCUUCUAUCCGAAGAGUAACGCUUGAUAACAAGGCAGUGCCUGUUUUGUGUGGAGCAGCCUUUAAGAAUCUCGGUGUUCAACCUCUACUGGAUGCUGUUCUCGAUUACCUUCCUAGUCCCCUCGACCGACCUCCUGCUAUCGUGACGGACGGUCGUGGCAAGACGACUAGCGUGCCACUGUCUGAAUCAGGCAAGCUUUACGCCCUGGCUUUCAAGGUCACACAUGAUUCAAAGCGCGGUCCUAUGGUCUAUGUCAAGGUUUAUUCAGGUAAAUUAAAUGCACGUGCGACACUAUUCAACACAGCCACUCGCACCAAAGAAAGAGUCAACAAGCUGCUACAAAUGUAUGCUAAAGACGUCGAAGAGAUUCCUACCAUCGGAAGUGGCAAUAUCGGUGUCAUUGUCGGCUUGAAAGAUACACGUACAGGAGAUACUUUGGUCCAGUCCAACGAUUCAACAGCAAUCAAAUCCGGUCAUCAGCUCGGCAGUAUCGAAGUACCUCAUCCUGCCUUCUUUGCAGCGAUCGAACCCGCCUCUGUCUCAGAGGAGGCUGCUGUUGAAGAAGCUCUAAAGAAUCUCGUACGUGAGGAUCCAUCCUUGCGUGUCUGGACAGAUGAGGAAAGCGGACAGCGAUUAGUCAGUGGUAUGGGUGAACUUCAUCUUGAGAUCGUCAAGGAUAGACUGUUGAAUGACUUUAAGGUCAAGGCUGAGAUGGGCAAGAUGAGGAUCAGUUACCGUGAGACCUGUCAGGGAGAGGCUGCCGUGGUUUCUGAGUAUGAUAAAGAAGUCAUGGGUAAACGCGCCAAAGCAGCUUGCCGCGUGGAGAUUUCACCUACAGAUGAUGAGGAGCCUGAGGAAGGAUGGUUUAGUUACGCUGGUAAUUUGUUGGCAACCGAUGUGUCACUCAAGCAAGACCCAGCUACAGAGCAACAACAAGGCGACUCUUCAUUAGAUCCAGAAGACGUCAAACAGGCAGUUCAAAAUGGUCUCUAUGCUGGCAUGGCUCGUGGAGCCUUGUUAGGUUUCCCUCUGACGAAGCUCAAAGUCAAGGCGUACGACAUUCGAACAUUCGGCCCUGAGACAACCUUGGGUGCAAUCUCAGCCUGUGUCUCUAACGGUGUGUAUGAUGCUGUCAAGAAGGCAAAUCCCUGCUUACUCGAACCAAUGAUGGAAGUCUAUACCGAAGUGAAUGAGAACCAUAUAGGCACUGUCGUCAGUGAUUUAAGCGGUACACGUAGAGGUCAUGUCAUGGGUCUAGAGUCCUCAGAUGCACUGGAUACAGAGAAUACAGAUCAUGUUGAAGUCUAUGCUCCUAAUGAUUCUCUCUUAAUCAAUACGCAAGUCGAUGAAUACAAACCGAAGCAGGUCAUCAAAGCGCAUGUUCCUUUGAGUUCUAUGCUUGGUUAUUCAAGCGCACUUCGCAGUUUGACAGGUGGUAGCGGUUCUUUCUCGAUGCGUGUCAUCGGGUAUGGCGAAAUGAGUAAAGACAGAGAAAGAGCAGUUAUUAAUGAAAUGAAGGGAUGGUAA